AUGCCUUCCUCAAAGGAAUUACCACCAUCGAAAACUCCAUUCUUCCCCAACCAGUUUAUCAAAAACCAAUUCUGCUCCACCCCGCGGCUUCCCCCCGAGGAUACAGAUCUCUCUGGAAAGGUCGCUAUCGUGACGGGAUCCAACAGCGGCCUAGGCUUUGAAUGUGCCCGUCAAUUUCUAUCUUUCAAGCUCUCCCACCUGAUCAUCGCUGUGCGCACAGCCGCAAAGGGUGAGGAUGCCGCCGCCAAACUGCGGGAACAGUACCCCAAUGCCACCAUCGCCGUGUGGCUCCUGGACAUGAGCUCCUAUGAAUCCAUUCAAGCUUUUACAGCGCGAGCCGAGAAAGAGCUCACGCGGCUAGAUAUCGCAAUCUUGAAUGCUGGCGUCGUGGGGGCGAGUUUCAAGAUCGUGCCCGGGACGGGACACGAGGAAGCCGUCCAGAUCAAUUUCUUGUCAACCAUGUUCCUCGCUAUUCUGUUACUGCCAAUUCUUAAGAACAAAUCCCCUGCCGGGUUCCCCGGACGUUUGACGAUAGUCACCACCAUGCUCUCAUUGACAGCCAAAUUUGCCAAUAAAAAAGCAGACCCACUGCUUCCGUCGUUUGACGACGAGAAGAGCUUUGAUUCGGUCGACCGAUACCCAACCUCAAAACUUCUGGGUCAAUUGUUCCUCUGGAAGCUUACAGAGUCGGUCUCUGCCGAAGAUGUUAUUGUAAAUAUGGUCGAGCCUGGCUUUGUCAAAGGGACGGAGUUGCAGCGAGAUGCUCCAAUGGCCGUCAAAAUCUUCCUAAAUACGUUGAAGGCGGUCUCUGCUCGAACUGUGAAGGUUGGAGCAUCAACAUAUUUGGAUGCUUCCAUCGUCAAAAAGAAAGAUACACAUGGAUCUCUUCUUAUGAACUGGGACAUUGCACCAUAUCCUGCAUUUGUGUACUCCCCCGAGGGCAAGGAAGUCAUGGAAAGAUUAUGGGAAGAGACAUUGAAGGAGUUCAGUUCCAUUGAUGUGAAUGAAAUCCUUGGGUCGCUCUAA
Penicillium macrosclerotiorum is the source of this 1026-nucleotide messenger RNA. RefSeq lists its product as uncharacterized. The record is from RefSeq and is a predicted model, not a curated record. NCBI's taxonomy places the organism in Eukaryota, Fungi, Ascomycota, Eurotiomycetes, Eurotiales, Aspergillaceae. The transcript has 2 exons. The coding region runs from base 1 to 1026 and encodes 341 amino acids.